CGAAGCGUGUUUACGGUCUACUGAGCAGCUAUGAGGCCAAACUGAAAGAGUUGGAGGAUUUGCUCAAGCAGGCUGAUGAUACGCUGAAGAAAGCCAGCAAUCAGAGCGACCUCAACGCCGAAGGCCUCAGAGACAUCCUGAACGAGUGAAGGAUCUGGAGCGUGAGCGAGACCUCGUCCAGGAUCAGAUCCUGCUUGCGGUGAAACAGCUGAAAGACACCGAGGACGCCCUGAAAAUGUUCAAUGACAGCAGAACGGAUUACAAACAGCUUGCGGCGCAGCUCAGCACAUCAAAGACCGAACUCAAGGAUAAAGUCCAAAUCAUCUCACAAGCAGCAGCCAAAGAGAAGAUAGUGAAACAGGCAGAAGAGCAUGCAGAAAACAUGCACAAACUGGCCAAAGAGCUGCAAGAUGCUGUGCAGAAUGUGAGUGGGCGCUCUGGUGUGCAGACCGCUCUCUUUGGGAUAGAGGCGUACAAAAACAUCACCGACGCUGUCAACGCUGCAGACAAAGCACUCAAUGAUGUCAGUGCAGGGGACUUAAUCAACAGGGCAACAAAUCUGAAAAAAGAUGGCAAUAACCUCCUUGAAGAUGCCAAAAAUGCAACUAAAGAUCUUAAAGAAGCAACUAAAGACCUCAGUAAUCAGAAGAAACGCCUGCAAGAGGCGGAAGAGAAAGAGAAAGCACUGGAAAAGGAGCUGCUCGCGGUUCAGGAGGGUUUGAAGGGGAUUCAGAGAGAUGAUAUUGGUAACAUCAUCGACGCGGCUAAGAAAGCGGCAGCGGCAGCCAAUCGCUCCACGAGUGACACAAUGGACCAGCUAAGCAACAUCAAAGCAGAAGUUACCAAUAUCUCCAUUACUCCUACUCUCUCUAAUAUGGACAAUGCUCUCAAUAAUGUGGAAAUGACCGUCAGAAAUCUGAGCGGCUCCAUCCCGUCCCUGCUGCGUAAAAUAGAAGCGAUCAAUUCUGAGUUAAGCACCGGGAACAACGUGACUGAUAAUAUUAAUAAGAUAAAGGAGCUGAUCCAGCAAGCGCGAGAAGCUGCUAACGGAAUUGUUGUGCCGAUGAAAUUCACGGGUAAAGGGCAUGUAGAGCUGCGUCCGCCGCAAGACUUGGACGACCUGCGGGCCUACACCAGUCUCACCCUGUCCCUCCAGAGACCCAAGCAAGCCCCCAGUCGGCUCGAUGGGAACGGCCAGACAAGUGAUGACAAUCUGUUCGUGAUGUACCUCGGAAACAAGGACACAUCCGGAGACUACAUCGGCAUGGCUCUUCGCAAUAACAUCCUGCAUGUCAUCUAUAAGCUCAGUGGAUUGCAUUAUGAUAUCGAGGUAUCCAGCAUCACCGAGUCCUCAUCUGACGUGGCUUUCUUCGACAAAAUUGACCUUUACAGAAUUUAUCAAGAUGCACAAGUCACUCAAACAAAGCAGUUCACGUCAAUCAAUCCGAAGCCUCCGCUGCUGAAGGAACAAUUUGGUGGAGAGAUACAAAACCUGCUGGACCUCAGGCCAGACCAAGUGGUCUUCUAUGUCGGAGGUUAUCCAGAUGACUUCAGGCCGCCAGCCCCUCUCAACUACGGCAAAUACAAGGGCUGCAUUGAGUUUUCCACCUUCAAUGACAGAUUCAUCAGUCUGUACAACUUUAAGAACGCGGUUGAUAUUAACUUAGAAACCCCUUGCAAGAGACAAAUCCCUCUGAAAAACUCAGAUUCUGAAUACUAUGAAGGCACCGGUUACGCCAAAUUCCUGCUUGAAAAAUUCUCCAGCCUUCUGUCGAUCAAUCAGAAAGUGGAAACGAGAGCUAAGGAUGCUCUUUUGGUGUAUUUGGGAGACGAGGAGGAUGACUUUUACUACAGCGUCUCUCUUGAGAAAGGUUACGUUGUUCUGCGUGGCCAAAACAAAACUAAUAUUUUGGAUCCCAUCAGAAGUCAGAAUAAGGCAAACCUCUCUAUGGAAAAAGAUGUGAGAGUUUUGAUUAGUGCAGGAAGAGAGUUUAAAAUCCUAGUAGGGGACACCGAGGUCAGGACGGACGUCAUUCCACAAAUCUUCAAGCACUUCUACGUCGGCGGGAUACCCAACUCUUUGCGUGAGAGAUACAACAUCAUUAUCCCGGCUCUGAAAGGCUGUGUGAAAAUCGGCACAGCGGGCAGCUUGAUCCCGACCGUCCAGGAGAAAGUGGGAGUCGGCAGAGGCUGCACCAAAGAGCUGCAGAUGUUCAGGAAAGCGGAUUUCAGCCUCGGCAGUGCACUGGAGAUACUCUAUGAAGACUUCAACUUAGACGGUGUCAGUCUUUCUCUGGGCUUCAGGAGUACAAAACCAGACGGCGUCCUGCUGCAGAACAGCAACAAUAAUAAAAACAUGGAGCUUUCCAUGGAGAACGGAUAUGUGCUCCUCAAAUUCCAGGAGAGCAUCUGGAAAUCUACUAAGCAGUACAUGGAUGGAAAAUGGCAUUAUCUCACUGUUUUCAUUCAGGGCCAAAACAUUGAACUUCGCAUCGAUGAAGAUGAUGUUGGCAAGAGUGUGAUAGGAUCUCCAUCUGGACCGUAUUCUUCCAGCGUGAUCCUGGCCAAAGACACCUUCGAGGGCUGCAUCUCCAACCUGCAUCUGAGGAGACCUGACACUUUUAACAGAGCGGAGGAUCUGAGCACUUACUCUUCCACAGGAGACGUGAUGUUGAACACAUGCAGUGCCACACGCAAUAUCUAGCUGCACAGCUAUUAGCAGAGACGAGGAGUAUCUGACGCAGACAUAGAGAUCUUUGGAAGAAGUGCUGUUAUAUUACAGCACGACCAACUCACUUUAACCAUCUGCUGGAUUUCAUUGUUUCAUUUGCAUAAUUAAAGAUAUUUUCACGGCA
Messenger RNA from Cyprinus carpio (common carp), 2855 nucleotides. RefSeq names its product laminin subunit alpha-3. The record is from RefSeq and is a predicted model, not a curated record. Gene Ontology annotation, biological process: cell adhesion. NCBI's taxonomy places the organism in Eukaryota, Metazoa, Chordata, Actinopteri, Cypriniformes, Cyprinidae.